Messenger RNA from Pecten maximus, 1245 nucleotides. RefSeq names its product synaptonemal complex central element protein 2-like. Gene Ontology annotation, biological process: synaptonemal complex assembly. The record is from RefSeq and is a predicted model, not a curated record. Gene Ontology annotation, cellular component: central element. The transcript has 4 exons. NCBI's taxonomy places the organism in Eukaryota, Metazoa, Mollusca, Bivalvia, Pectinida, Pectinidae. Bases 194 to 694 code for a protein of 166 amino acids.
UGUUAACAAAGGGUAAAUGGCUUUAAAUACCACGUGGUGGAUACAGAAUGUGAAGCAUUUUAUGUGUACGGAAUAACGUCAUUGGUAUUUACAACCGUUUACGAGAUAUCUACCAAUCAAAUAUUUGAUAGGAGUUUAUUCUGCGUCGUCUGCCUACAUAUUUAACACCUGUACUGUAUUCCUUAUCGGCAAAAUGCUGUCACCUGCAGACAAUUCUAUUCAAACACCAGGUAUUUCCGAAAAUGCUGAAACUCCCGAGUGCCUAAACCAAGAAUUAAUGAAAGAGAACCAGAGGGUCAUCGAAUGCGCAUCGCCAGUGUUGGUUACUGAAAGUGGUGAUCAAGGCAGCUCAUCUAAAUGCCAUACACCUAAUAUAGUGUCAAAUGAAAUGACAAGAGAGGAUAUCAUAUCGGCAGCGAAUGCACUCAUAGAUAAUCUCAAUAACAAACGGAAACGAGACACACAGCUCUUAGACAACUUCAAAAAGGCACUGGAGUUACAGGUUCAGAGGACAUGCACUAUGGUUGAAGAAAGGAUGUUUCAUGUUUACGAAGAGCAGGGGAAAGUGGUCCAACAAAAGCUUCAAGAACUGUUUGCUGGUAUAGAAAGGAUUGCGAAAACGGAGGCCGAGCUGGCAGAAUUCAGGGAGGCACUACGGCUAUUGUAUACUGAUAUCAACGCCUCUCCUGAAUGAUACAAACAUUUGUAAAAUUGCACAGAUAAAUGUGUUGUUGACAGUAUACAAUGAUAUACAUAGUUUCCAGUCUUCCAUGAGUCAGUGCACUCUGGGAAUCGUGCUUAAUUGGUUGUAUGUUACUUUAUAUUAUGUUUGGAAUUUGAUUGCAUUUUACGGAUGUGUCAGAAUGAAAACUCAGCGAAAUCAAUGGCAAUACAAUACUAUUUAGACACAAUCACUGCUCAACUGUCGGAAAAUGUUUAAGGUCACGUUUUGAUACGAUAAUACUAACAUGACGUCCCACAGACUACUGUACACGUAGUUCGCCUGUAAUCACGUAAUUUAUAUGUUCCAUAGGUAUAUCUCAUUGGGCCCAUUUCCAUAAAUUGAUAUUUAAUGCAAUAAAAUAAUAGCUAAGUUAAAUGAAUGCUGUCUUGAGUUUCCGAUGAACACAAUGUAGCAUGGUGUGGUAGUGUCAAAAAAAGUGUGUUGGUAUCGACUUUGUAUUCAGUUUGUAUUCAAUGUUGUUUUUUUUUUACAAUGAAUAAGCAAAAUAAAAAUAUGAAAAU